Messenger RNA from Contarinia nasturtii (swede midge), 1569 nucleotides. Its product is annotated as rhoGEF domain-containing protein gxcI-like. The transcript is spliced from 6 exons. NCBI's taxonomy places the organism in Eukaryota, Metazoa, Arthropoda, Insecta, Diptera, Cecidomyiidae. The record is from RefSeq and is a predicted model, not a curated record. The coding region runs from base 94 to 1383 and encodes 429 amino acids.
CUGUCAUUUGGUCGUUAUAGUGUUGUUCCUUUUCUAUAUUAAAAGUGCUUGCGGUCAAUUGUAAUUAUUCGAAAAUUCUAGAAUAUUAAAGAAAUGCGACUGAUUGGAUCAAUUACUGUGGUGCUUCCAGCUAUUUAUUUAUUCAUUGGAUAUACAAAUGGCAUCAGUGUGCAUGAGGAUGAAAAUGAAACGCCAACCACACAAAUUGCUGUGUUGACAACUGCGAUUAAUCCAUCCGAUAAGCUAUCAAAUAUAACAUCAAGAAAUAUGCAUACACAAAACUCAACGUCUCAUGGACAUUCAAUCAUAAAAUCGUCAACUUUAAUGAGAAAUUCGACGAAAAUACGUGAUGUUGCAAAUAUGCGAAAUAUCACUGCAGCGAAUCCAUGGCCAAAUAUAUCUACCGUUAAUGAAACGAAUAAUAUCGGUAUCGAUGGACAACAUCAUCUACUGUCGAAUAUCGAUUCGAAAAAUUGGCAAACACCAACAAUGAAAUAUGAAACGUCGAACAUAUUCAUUCCAUCGCCUGAAUUGAUUGUCGAUACAAGUCAAUCGUCGGAAUCUACCGAAAAUAAUCAUCGUUACGUAGUUCCUUUUCCUCUAUACAACAACAAAAACAGCAACCAUUCAAAGUCACGCAGUAAUUUACCGACGAAUGUAAGUCAAGACAGUGCAAAUAAUUAUGCAAAGUUCACCAUCGAUGGUGUCGCACAAAAUACAUUGUCAACAAUACCAGCUGAUGGUGGUAGUGGUUCGGUGCUCAACGAAAACGAUAAAUUACCAUGGCCGUAUGAGAAUGCCGCAAGGGAAUUUAAGUGGAAAACAAUAAAACCAACCAAACCUGUAACCGUUUUAUUCAAAAGAAAUUAUGUCAACUUAAAUCAUACGGAUGAUAAGAAUGUUAAAGUUUUGCCACGUAACACUGUUAACACUGAAACGACACAAUCCAGCACAUCUAUUUUAUCAACAAAUACAUACCCAUCGCUGGCUACAGCCACUUUACCCGCAUACCAUCCAUAUACAUUUGAAAAUAUUCAUACAUCUUUGCCCUCAUCUGAAUUUCCCACAUAUCAACCUGAAAUACAUGAAAAUCAUGAUGCUUUAACACAACCAAUCGAACAACAAAACGAAACAAACAAAUUUGAUGAAAAUUACGAUGCCAAAGACAAUAUUGUACCCGUUCAACGAAUUAAUAAAGAAAUUCUUUGGCAUACGGCACUUAAGUGGAUGGCAACAGCCAUUCCAAUUGGCUUGGUAAUAUCAGCAUUAGUGCCAAAUGUGGUUGUGGUGAACACAAAUUCCACAUCACCAUACUCAACAACCAUUUAUCCUACACCGUAUCACCUGAAAACAACACCAAAAACAACUAUUUAUUCGGCUUAAAAUCGAUACGAGCAAUUAACACAUGAAAGAUAAAAUCAUUCGACGUUCGUGGUGAAAUCGAAACAACUCCAAAGAAAUAAACAGUCAUUCAGGAGCAAACUUUUGUGAAAAUCACAAUUUAGGUGAACCGGAAAUUCUAGCGGAUGAUAAAAUGAACAAAAUGCAACCAAAUCGGCGCACAUGUUU